UGCAUCAUCAAUCCUACCGCUACGACAAUACCUGGUGAUCAUCAUCGUACAUCUAACAACGUCAAACACUUCCAUUUGAUCGAAGAAUUUUUUGAUUGGGGUGUGUUCAUGAUCUAUUAUUGGGCUCUUGGUACUGCUGCUGCAUGAGAAAGACGUCAUGAAACAGCCAAACAUAUGUCUUGUCCAAGACAUCUCGUUGAGCAGAUGAGCGCCUAAGGUUCUGUGAAGUAGAUACAUGUAGAGAAGAUUGAAUUAGACUCAAAGGCCAAUUAUUUUCUUAAAUUUCUAGAGAAUCCGGUCCCCAUACAUACGUCUGUAAGUUAUGCAACCAACCAACCAACCAACCAACCAACCAUGGUUUGCAUUAUGCUGGUGCACAGUACCACCUGUAGACAAGGGAUUCAUGGUGGGCCUUGUGGCUUCUUAAAACAAAUAAGUAUUAACCGCCUUGGAAACAAUUUUUUCAGGGUAAUUUAUGUCCCUAUUGUUCGAUAAUAACAAGAGGGCAGGCAAUGACUCUACUGGUUAUGUGCGUGUGAGGUAGUACUGCCUCUUUGUUAUUUCCUAAACAAAAGUUCUUGGAAGCGCAUGACAUGGGGCGGCCCAGACUUCUCCCCCAUCUCCAUCUGCUCCUCCUGCUUUUGCUUUGCUCACUUGCCAUUUCUUUCUAUUGCUAUUAUUAUUAUUAUUACCAUGAAUCACUGCUCUCUCCAUCUGCAACAACCCACUUCACCUUCCUCCCCUCCUCCUACCCCAGAAAACCCAUUGAAAUCCACAAACACCAAAAUCAAAUUCUUCAAACCCUCACCAAGGACAAUAGAGGGUUGUUUGCGCAGCCUCCUUACCACAACUGGGAGAUUUUCAGAGACGAUUUCAACCAAAUGUUGAAGAACUUUAAGAUAUUUGUGUAUCCUGAUGCCUUCUUGCCCUCUGCUCCCUUUGCUAACAUCUUUCUCCCUCAUCCCAACCCUUUAGAUGCCAAGCUCGGCAACUAUUUCAGCGAGCACAUGUUUAAGAUCAGCCUCCUUAACAGCUCCCUCCUCACAUCCAACCCACAUGAGGCCCACCUCUUUUUCAUGCCCUUCUCCAUCAAUGCCCUCAGGAAUGACCCUCGGGUGCGAUCGGAGCCGUCCAUUGCGGAUUUUGUUGCUGGAUACACUGCUGAGAUAGCACAAAAGUUCAAGUUCUGGAAUGCAUCUAAGGGGGCGGACCACUUCUUUGUUUUUUGCCAUUCGGUCGGGAGAGAUGCUGCAUCGAAACACGAGGAUCUUCACUACAAUGCCAUUCAGGUAGCCUGCUCCUCCACCUACUUCCACAGGCUCUAUGUUUCUCACAAGGACAUUGCGUUGCCCCAAGUCUGGCCUCACCUCCUCAACCAAACUUUAAUUUCCCCAAAUUCAAGGACAAGGCUUAUUUUCUUCUCAGGACGUGCUCAGAAUUCCCGGGUUCGUCAAGAGCUGAUAGCAACAUGGCAGAAUGACACUUCCAUGGAUGUUUUCUCCGGAUACCCCCCAUUCCCAGUUGAGGAAGGAUUUAAGAGGAGCCGCUACUGCUUGCACGUAAAGGGAUAUGAGGUUAACACCGCAAGGAUCUCCAAUGCACUGAACUAUGGUUGUGUUCCUGUUAUAGUUUCAGACCAUUAUGAUCUUCCCUUUGCAAAUGUCUUAGACUGGACCAAGUUUGCUGUCAUUGUUAGCCAUGGAGACGUAAGGUUUCUGAAACAGAUUCUGAUGUCAAUACCGAGAAAAACAUAUAUUGGUCUGUAUUCCAACCUCUUGAUAGUUCGAAAACACUUCAGAUGGCAUGCCACUCCAAGAGGCUAUGAUGCGUUCCAUAUGACUGCUUAUCAGUUAUGGCUGAGGAGAGGAAUACAUUCUUUUUCUUUUGUUUAGUCCCCAUUGAUUUAGUUGCCUUUGGCUCGGAAAAUGUUCAAUGAACACUUUGCUAGCCAGUGUCUGCUCAUUCUAAUCAAUGCAUCCGAAAGCUUGAGUAUAGCUGCUUCCAAGGGACAGUUCAGAUGAUUCCUGGGAGCAAAACUGUCGUCUAGUUUGUAAUGUAAUAAUAGUGUACCCACCAAGCCUAUCUCUAAUUGGGUGCUUACAUCUUGAAUUCAAUGCCAGUAGAGGUUGUGGCCCCAUGGAAUCCUGUCCCUCAGAGUGUACUGUCUGAACUCAAUGGACAUGAUUGAAGACCAAUGCACCUACUAUACCAGAUGUUAUGGAUUGCCGCUGAGAAGAGUGGUGGCCAAGAAUUACUCUGCAUGAUGCUGAGGAAAUGGCAGAGAUUGAUGGCCUACAUGUGUGUUAAGUGGUGGAAAUAUCUCAUACAAAUGUGCAAGGAGUUGACGAAGAUUUUAUUGCAUGCCCAUGCCCAUUAGAUUAAUUCGUCCUCGUCUUGUUUUAAUUAAAAUAGCAAGUAAAUGGUUGCUUCUUGAUUAAGUUAAACUUUUUCUUUCUUU
Messenger RNA from Amborella trichopoda, 2458 nucleotides. Its product is annotated as putative glycosyltransferase At5g03795. Lineage: Eukaryota; Viridiplantae; Streptophyta; Magnoliopsida; Amborellales; Amborellaceae. Gene Ontology annotation, molecular function: glycosyltransferase activity. The record is from RefSeq and is a predicted model, not a curated record.